ACUAUAUUUGAACUUGAAUCUCGAUGAACAGUACCUGUAAUAGAUAUUUAGAACUUGCCCUCGCUCCCGGCCUCCCGCUCUCUCUCUCUCGCUGUGGCUAUCGCCACCAGGCUUUGUUGGCGCUCAGUUCGUCGAUUCAAAAAUCUCCACGACGUCGCAUUUGGGACAACAAGGAGCAGAAAGAAGAUCAGGUUUUGCAGAGUGUGGUAGAUCUUUCCUAUUUCCAGCAAUGGCGUCUGGUUCACCUCGAUCACGCAUCAAUCAGUUUUUUGCUUCGAAAAAGAGGAAGCCCCAGUCGCCUGGUUUGAAGAUUGGGAGAUUUGAAAAGAAUGAAAAAACAACAAUGGAAGGUUCUCCUAGUGCCAAAGGCACUUUGGACAAUUAUCUUGGAACUUCACAAGAUAAUGAAAUUGUCUACCCUUCAUGCACGACUAGUGGGAAUGAUCCUAUUAAAACGAACUUGGCAUCGGAGUUUGAUAUAUUUUCCAAACAUGAAAAUGAGCACUCCUUGUUGGCAGAAACUAAAUCACAAGAGUUUGAAGUGGCUCAUAAGGGAAUAUCUCUGGGCUUGUCGGAGGCAGGAAAUGUUGCCUUUCUAGGUCCAGCUGAGGGUGCUCUUCAACUCGGGGAAAAUCCGGAAUUAAAACAGUUUGCUUCCGACUUUUUGUCUUUGUACUGUAGUGAAGUUCCAGCCAAUGUUGAUUCGCCAUCAGAGACAAAGGUGAAUGACCGAAAGAGACAUGCUAGUCCGUCUAUUAUGAGUGAGGAGGAUAAAAUAUUCAAGAAAAGGCAUCUUAUAUCCCAUCAGAUGGAAACAGAGGAUAUUACUGUUUGCUCUAAUAAGAAGAAUCUUGAAUAUGAAACUGGAAAAUUCUUUAGCAACCCUUCGCAAGAGGUAAUAACUAGCAGCAAUCCCACUGAGCUUCAAGCAGGCUUAAGAAAGUGCACUACAGCAACCAAAGCUGUCCUAAAUACAAUGGACUGCUGUACACCUGGUUCAUCAAUUAUUAAAGCAUGUGCUCGUAGGACACCACAGUCAACUCGAGGAAGUUCUAUGUUUUCACCCGGGGAAGCUUUCUGGAAUGAAGCAGUUGAAAUGGCUGAUGGUUUGUUUUCUCAAAGUGAUAAACCAUCUGCUCAAGUCACUGAAGAAACUAAUAGUCUGAAGGGCCAACAUGAGGUAAAGAAUACAGAAACCUUAGGAAAUACAAAUGUUGGUUACAAGUCAAAGGAAAUUCCUGAUGAAUGUGAGAGCAGAGUCAAACUUCAGGGAAUUAAUGCUUCUUUGGAGUCAGCAAUGAAGCAGAAGAAGGGGAUGGAUAAAGGAGUGUCCCCGCUGCCUGUCAAGCAUCUUGACUUUUCAUUUGAGGACAAAAACUUGGAUGGAGGUAUCCCUAAUGUAUUACAGAAGGACAGUGAAGUGGCCGAAUGCAGUAAUACUCUGAUAGAUCACGUUGAACUACAGAAAACUGAAGAGGUGCAAGGAGAAACGCAGGAAAGGGCGUCCCUUAAUGUGGUACCCAAAGUGGAAGUUAAUUUAUCAAAUCAAGAUAAUAAUAGUAUAACUUCCAUGUCACCAGAUAAUGAAGCAAAGAAGUCAAUUGGUGCUGAUGAAUACAAUGAAACCAGUACUCCAUUAAGUUCCGUGGCACGGAAAGACCUGCUAAGUAUCAGCAGUUGGCUUCCUUUAGAGAUAUGCAAAAUAUAUAAAAAGAAAGGAAUUGGACAACUCUAUCCAUGGCAGGUUGACUGCCUUCAGGUAGAUGGUGUACUUCAGAGAAGAAAUCUUGUAUAUUGUGCGUCUACAAGUGCUGGUAAAAGCUUUGUUGCUGAGAUUUUGAUGUUGCGGCGGGUGAUAUUAACAGGAAAAGCAGCACUACUAGUGCUUCCUUAUGUUUCAAUCUGCGUAGAAAAGGCGGAACAUCUGGAGGUCCUUCUUGAACCACUUGGAAAACAAGUUCGUAGUUAUUAUGGAACUCAGGGUGGUGGAACACUUCCUAAAGAUACUUCUGUAGCUGUUUGUACAAUAGAGAAGGCGAACUCUUUAAUUAACAGAUUGCUGGAAGAGGGUCGUCUGUCAGAAAUUGGAAUUAUUGUGAUUGAUGAACUGCACAUGGUUGGUGAUCAAAGUAGGGGUUAUCUACUGGAGCUUCUAUUGACAAAACUUCGUUAUGCUGCUGGUGAAGGCACGUCGGAAUCAAGUAGUGGAGAAAGUACAGGUUCCAGCAGUGGUAAGGCUGAUCCAGCUCAUGGUUUACAAAUUGUAGGGAUGAGUGCAACUAUGCCAAAUGUGGAAGCUGUUGCUGACUGGCUUCAAGCUGCACUGUACCAGACAGAUUUUCGACCGGUUCCAUUGGAGGAAUUUAUUAAAGUUGGCAACACCAUUUAUGACAAGAAUUUGGACAUUGUUAGAACAAUUCCAAAGGCAGUUGAUCUUGGUGGUAAGGAUCCUGAUCAUAUCGUCGAACUGUGCAAUGAGGUUGUUCAACAGGGCCAUUCAGUGUUGAUAUUUUGUUCGAGUCGGAAAGGAUGUGAAUCAACUGCAAAGCAUGUGUCAAAAUUUCUUAAGAAUUUCUCUGUCAAUGCCCAUGGUGAUAACAGUGAGUUUGUUGACAUUACUUCAGCAAUAGAUGCCUUGCGAAGGUGUCCUGCUGGUUUGGAUCCAGUACUGGAAGAAACUCUUCCUUCUGGUGUUGCAUAUCACCAUGCGGGACUCACGGUCGAGGAAAGAGAGGUUAUUGAAACCUGCUAUCGUAGAGGAUUUGUCCGUGUCUUAACUGCCACAUCUACCUUAGCUGCUGGUGUUAACUUACCCGCCCGCAGAGUAAUUUUUCGACAACCCCGAAUUGGACGUGAUUUUAUUGAUGGGACUAGAUACAAACAGAUGGCAGGUCGGGCUGGUCGGACUGGUAUUGAUACAAAAGGAGAAAGUGUGCUUAUUUGCAAGACAGAAGAGAUCAAAAGAAUUAAAGGACUUUUAAAUGAAAGCUGCCCUCCCUUGCAGUCUUGUUUAUCUGAAGAUAAGAAUGGAAUGACGCAUGCAAUUCUAGAAGUUGUGGCUGGCGGAAUGGUGCAAACUGCCAAUGAUAUUAACCGCUAUGUUAGGUGUACUCUUCUCAAUUCUACAAAACCAUUUCAAGAUGUGGUGAAAUCAGCUCAGGAUUCUCUUCGGUGGCUGUGUCAUAGAAAAUUUCUUGAAUGGAAUGAUGAUACCAAGUUAUAUGGUACUACUCCCCUAGGACGUGCAGCUUUUGGCAGUUCCCUUUGCCCAGAGGAGUCACUGAUUGUGCUGGAUGAUCUUUCAAGAGCUAGAGAAGGCUUUGUGCUUGCAUCUGAUUUGCAUUUAGUUUAUUUAGUAACACCAAUCAACGUUGAAGUUGAGCCAGAUUGGGAGUUGUACUAUGAACGCUUCAUGGAAUUGUCUGCUCUUGAACAGUCUGUUGGUUAUCGAGUUGGAGUAGCAGAACCAUUUUUGAUGCGCAUGGCACAUGGUGUUCCUAUCCGCAAAUCAAAUGGAUUAAGAGAUUGCAUGAAGAUGUUACGUGGAAAGUUUGAAAAUCAAGUUGGGACCAGCAACAUUAUGCUUUCAGAUGAGCAAACUCUUCGAGUGUGCAAACGGUUUUAUGUUGCCCUCAUCUUGUCAAGAUUAGUGCAGGAAGUUCCAGUAGGUGAGGUUUGUGAAGCUUUUCGAGUGGCAAAAGGCAUGGUACAAGCCUUACAGGAGAAUGCUGGCAGAUUUGCAUCGAUGGUUUCUGUGUUCUGUGAGAGGCUAGGAUGGCAUGACCUAGAAGGCUUGGUAGCAAAGUUCCAAAAUCGUGUUUCAUUCGGAGUCAGAGCAGAGAUUGUAGAGCUUACUACUAUUCCAUAUGUUAAGGGAUCGCGGGCAAGAGCACUUUAUAAAGCUGGUUUGCGCACGCCUCUAGCAAUUGCAGAGGCAUCUAUUCCUGAGAUCGUGAAAGCUCUUUUUGAAUCUUCCUCAUGGAUUGCACAAGAAAGCUUAGCACAGCGACACAUGCAAUUUGGUGUGGCAAAGAAGAUCAAGAACGGUGCACGCAAAAUUGUUCUAGAUAAAGCUGAAGAGGCCAGGGCUGCUGCCUUCUCAGCUUUCAAAUCACUUGGCUAUAGCGUUCCACAAUUUUCUCGGCCUCUGAUGUUGAAUGGAAGUCCAGGAGGACAGGAAGCUGCAAGUACCAGUGUUGGGGAUGAUUCUCCUCACAGUUUUGUAGGGGUUGGGCAAAUAGAAGAUGCGUCAGCCAUGCCACUGACAGAAACAGGCAAGAACUUGGAGAAAGUUUCUUCACCUAAUGAAGGAAUAGUGCUGACAAAAUCCUCUGCUGAUAACUUAGUGGUUUUUGAAGAAAUAAACUUAGAUACUGCCUUGCAAACCAACUUAGGUUUGGAAAAUCCUGCAGCUGUAAUUGGCGACGAGGUCAAUGCUGCAGUUGAACAAUGCAGAAGUACAAAGAUGGAAACUGCUAGUGAAUAUCUGGAUCAUGGAAUGCAGGAUAUGCUCAAUGAAGAUCUUUGUGUUGGCACUGCAGAUGGUGCUUGUGGGAAAGGUCCUCUAAAUGCAGUUAACGCUCCUGGUGGAUUUGAUUCUUUCCUGGAGCUGUGGGAGACUGCAGUGGAAUUCUCUUUUGACAUCCACUUCAACAGACGAUCAGAAACAAAUUCUGUUGCUCCCUUUGAGAUUCAUGGCAUAGCAAUCUGUUGGAAAAAUUCUCAUGUGUACUAUGUAAAUUUGCCCAAGGAUUUACUAUGGUCGGACAAUAGAAAAAACAAUUCCUUAUCAACAAGUGCCUCUAGUGAGAAACAUAACAACCUACCCUCUCAGCAUCUGUCGGAGAUGGCUAAACUGAGAUGGAAGAGAAUUGGCGAUAUAAUGGGAAAACGUGGUGUCCGCAAAGUUACAUGGAACUUGAAAGUGCAAAUUCAAGUGCUUAAGAACCCCGCAAUUUCUAUUCAGAGAUUUGCUUGCUUGCAUCUAGGAGGGGAAGAUAUGGGACUAGAAAUUAUUGACAACUCAUGGUUGUUAUUACCACCAGUUCUUCUUAAUGAUGGAAUUGAUAUGUGCAUUGCAGCAUGGAUUCUUUGGCCCGAUGAGGAGAGAAGCUCUAAUCCCAACCUUGAGAAGGAAGUAAAGAGAAGGCUAUCCAGUGAGGCCGCUGCAGCUGCUAAUCAGAGUGGCAGGUGGAAGAAUCAAAUGCGAAGAGCUGCACAUAAUGGUUGCUGCCGUAGAGUUGCUCAAACACGUGCCCUGUGUUCUGCUCUUUGGAAACUACUCAUCUCUGAAAAACUUAUUGAAGCGUUUACAUAUAUUGAAACGCCAUUGGUUAAGGUCCUUGCUGAGAUGGAGCUUUGGGGAAUAGGCAUCAACAUGGAGGGAUGCCUCUGGGCACGAAACCUGUUGUGUAAAAAACUAAGAUGUCUUGAGAAGGAAGCUUAUAACUUGGCUGGCAUGACAUUUUCUUUGGGCACAGCUGCUGAUAUUGCGAAUGUACUGUAUGGGCAUUUGAAGUUGCCUGUGCCAGAGGGGCGAAAUAAAGGAAAGCAGCAUCCGAGCACUGAUAAACACUGUUUAGAUCUACUGAGGGAUGAACAUCCUAUUAUUCCAGUCAUUAAAGAGCAUAGAACAUUGGCAAAGCUCUUAAACUGUACAUUGGGAUCCAUUUGUUCGCUAGCUAGGUUGUCUCGGAGUACAAACAAAUACACACUACACGGUCACUGGCUCCAAACAUCGACUGCAACAGGUCGGCUUUCAAUGGAGGAACCUAAUCUUCAGUGUGUUGAGCAUAUGGUUGAGUUCAGCCUUAGGAAAGAUACAAAUGGAAGUGAUGCCAACAGUGAUAACUAUAAGAUUAAUGUCCGUGACUUCUUUGUUCCUACUCAGGAUAACUGGUUACUAUUGACAGCAGAUUAUUCUCAAAUAGAGCUGAGGUUGAUGGCCCAUUUUUCAAAGGACUCUGCCUUAAUUGAAUUCCUCAGUAAGCCUCAAGGUGAUGUCUUUACCAUGAUGUCAGCAAUAUGGACUGGGAGGGCAGAAGAUUCUGUCAGCUCCAACGAGCGAGACCAAACUAAAAGGUUAAUCUAUGGCAUUCUUUAUGGAAUGGGUGCUGACACUCUUGCUGAACAACUAAACUGCACCUCAGACGAAGCUAAAGAAAAAAUCAAAAGCUUUAAAAGCUCUUUUCCAGGUGUUGCUUCCUGGCUUCAUGAAGCCGUUUCUUCUUGUCGUCAAAAGGGAUAUAUAGAAACCCUCAAGGGAAGAAAGCGCUUCUUAUCGAAGAUAAAGAUUGGAAACAGUGAAGAAAAAUCAAAAGCUCAAAGGCAAGCUGUGAAUUCUAUUUGUCAGGGAUCUGCUGCUGACAUAAUCAAAAUCGCAAUGAUAAAAAUGUAUUAUGUAAUCGUUGAAGGGGUUGACUGGCUAGACUCUGACUCUACAAUUUCAACCAAGUUUCACAUGCUUAAGGGCCGCUGCAGAAUUCUUUUGCAGGUGCAUGAUGAAUUAGUACUGGAAGUUGAUCCUUCAGUGGUAGAGGAAGCUGCAGAGCUGCUGCGAGUGAGCAUGGAAAAUGCUGUCUCCCUUCUAGUUCCUUUGCGUGUCAAAUUGAACGUUGGGAAGACAUGGGGCUCUUUGAAGCCUUUAAAAACUGAUCAAUGAACGGAGGAAGCUGCAUGAAAACUUUAGAUCAGUAGGAGCUUUCCCGGUUUUGACUUAGGAUUGUAGUUACAGAAAAUACGGACGGGAGUGAAGAGUAUGUAUGUGUUAUGUUCUGCAAAAAUUUUAACUUGCAGGAUAUCUUCUGAUUCUAAUGUCUGAUUACUGGUUAAAGAACAUAUCUCGUGAAAGGGUGAUAACUUGGAAAUUGGGUUCCGUGAUGACGGAUUAUGCAUCUCUAUGGCAGAUUGCUGCUACUUCAGCUUUUGUCCCAUCAGCCAGCAUCCUCCAAAAGUCCAUGUUGUUUCUGAUGUGUGGUAAUGGAAGACAGCAGACAACAUUAUUCUGUUUAUGGCACACACUACGGGUUUCUAAUUUACCAUCUUUUUGCACUGGCAUCUGCCAUUGUGUUCUUUUGCAUGAGCAUACUUCCCAAGCUGAGAAGUACCUAAGUCAAUCACUGCUCACUUGUUGAGAACUUCAGUGAAACGCAGGGUCAUUGUUGCUCCUUGAUGAAUAUCAUUUUCCAGAAAGACGAGCUAACUUUGGAUCAUCUCAGUGGCUGCAUAAUUGCGAAGUAACGGUUCUACUUCACCUUUGCCACCGUGAGCAUUCCCGGUGUCAACUCCUUUACCUCCGACGAUAACGUCAGUGCCACCCCCAGCUUUCAUUUCCCUGUUUUAACUUGCACUCCUUCCAUUUUCGUCGUUCACUGGGCUCCCUUUUCCUGUGUCGACGGUUACUGCUUCACCUUCAAAACUAACGGAACUACUCCUAUUCUCCGAUUCCGUCAAUAUACCGACGUGCUAGAAAGCUUUGAUACAUGACAAUUAACGAAUCAGUUCCAACACCUUUUCCG
Hibiscus syriacus is the source of this 7517-nucleotide messenger RNA. RefSeq names its product helicase and polymerase-containing protein TEBICHI. Gene Ontology annotation, molecular function: DNA binding; DNA-directed DNA polymerase activity; ATP binding. The transcript is spliced from 27 exons. Gene Ontology annotation, biological process: DNA-templated DNA replication; double-strand break repair. The coding region runs from base 230 to 6661 and encodes 2143 amino acids. NCBI's taxonomy places the organism in Eukaryota, Viridiplantae, Streptophyta, Magnoliopsida, Malvales, Malvaceae. The record is from RefSeq and is a predicted model, not a curated record.